UUUCUUUUAAAAUAUAAUACAUAAACACAAAACACAGCAGUCGAACAUUUUUCAGUUUGUGCUUAUGUUUGUAUUGUAUGUACAUGUGUUGGUGAAUCUUUCUAGUUAAUACACUGUGCUUAAAAAAGCAAAGAAGCUUCUUAUGAUUUUUUUCUUUUUUGACUUACAGUAUUUGUGAGUUAUGACAAUUAAAAGAGAUAUUUAAAGACAUACCAGUUACAUAUUUAUAUUCAGGUGAUGAUAUGUAAUUGGUCGAUUUAUAUUAAAUGUAAGAUUUUUUAUAAAAAAUAAUUGUCAUGAGACAGUGCAAUAGAAUUGGAGAGAGAGAGACAAUAAAAGAAAACACUGUAGUAAUUAAGCUUCUCAUUAGUGAACUGCUAAUGUAAUCGUAUUAUUUUCUACCAAUAUAACGAAAAGGAUUUUCUCACAAGGAUAUCAAUCAAUUAUACACUUUAUUUUCUUUUUGGUGGGGAACUUUAUUAUUGUUGUUAUUAUUAUGUUUACAAUAUCAGAGAAUCGUAAUGAAACAGUCAGAUUUCAAGCAUCCCCAUUUAACUCACUAUCAUUGUCCUCACCACCGUCAAUCUGUUCACGAAGAUCUGAUCGUACAACUGCAAGUAUAAAACAGAAAAAAUAUAAUACAUAUGAAAAAGAAAUUAUUAUUCGACGAACACCGAAUAUUUUUGUACAUAGUGAUAAUGAUGAUAACAGUAAUAAUACUACUACUAAUAAUAAUAUUCAAAGUAUUAUUAAUAAAACAAAUCAAGAGAAGAAAAAACAGAAAAAGAAAAGAAAUAAAGAUGCGAAAUCUACUUCUUUUAGUCAAUGUUUUAAUUGUUGUUUUCGUAAAAAGUCAAAAUCAUCAAAAUCCUCUACUUUCUUUACUAGGCCAUCUGAUAAUAAAAGCAAUAAAACUAACAAUGAUAGUAUGGAUGAUGAGAAUAAAAAUAAAGUGUUGAAUGAAUCUUUGGAUGCCGAAUACAAUGAUACAAAUGAUCCAGAAGAAGCUAAUUCAAGAUUAAAGGAUUGUUUUAAAACAUAUGAAGAACGUCAAAAGUAUAAGUCAAUUAUUCAAGAUGCUCCACUUUAUCAAAUAUAUACAGAAAAAGUUGCACGUAACGAAUCAAAACGUGAUGCACGACGUCUUUUAGCUAUUGUUCAACCGGGUUCUGUACAAAAUCCAUCAAACAACUUGAAAUUCAAUGAUGAUUUAUUUGCUGCAAUAGACGGUGAUGACUCUGAAGUAAAUAAUCAGUAUUCACCAACAUUGCUAAAUAAUGGAAGAAACAGUCCACGGUCAUCAUAUCAUACAAAAAAUUCUGGACGAACAGAUGCAAUUAUUCAUUCACUGAAUGGUGACAGUUCACAAGUUAAACCCAGCAAUACUGAUACAUCAAGACCUCCAUCAUAUAAACGUAGCCAUUCUAAUUCAACCAUCAGUGAAAAAAGUGGAAAUCGAAAGACUCUCCCUAAGCCUCGUAGGCAAACGCAUGAAGUUCAAAACUUUGUGAAUGAAGUUGCUGGAACUGGACCUAAUCGAGUGCAAUGGGCUGCAAUGCCUCAAGUAGUCAAUGCAGAACUUGCUAAAGACAUGCCUGAGUAUCAAAGGAAGUUGCAAGAAGCAUUAUUUGAAGUCAUAACAUCAGAAGCAUCAUAUUAUCGUACACUACACAUUUUAAUGGAAAAAUUCUACAAAGCUCCAUGUAUGCAACCAGAAUCAAAAUCUUCAGUGAUAUCAGCUACAGAAAAACGUCAUUUAUUCUCAAAUAUAUCAGAAAUAUUUUUUACAAGUGAAACAUUUCUUCGUGACAUGGAGUUAUAUUUUCUCCAGAAUCCCCUGAUACCACAACUUUGUGAAAUUAUUUAUGAACAUGCUGAAUUUCAUUUUGAAAAUUAUGUGAAAUAUGUACAAAAUCAAAUGUAUCAGUUAAGAACUUUAUCAAAAUUACAAUCAUCUCCAGCUUUUGUAGAAGCUGUUCGUUCAGUACAACAACAACCAAGCUGCGGAUUUUUAGAUCUCAAUUCAUUCUUGCUGUUACCAAUGCAGCGUGUUACACGUUUACGUCUGUUAUUGAUUGCUAUAUUACAUUAUGCUCCCAAGAACAGUGUAACUUAUCAAGGCGGUUUGGUAGCACUUGCUUCUUUGGAAAGACUUAUAGGUAAAUGUGAUUCAGAAAAAGCUCAUAUGGAACAGAAAGAACGUCUUGUAGAUUUGUGUCGAAGGUUAGAAUAUAAAUAUGAUGCAAAGUCUUUGGCAACUGAAAGUCGGACACUUGUAAAAGAGGGCGAUCUACGCAUAUUAACAAUGACAAAUGCACAUAGCAGUGGAUUUCAUCGUCGAUUUAGCAGUAUUCGUAAACCUAAACCAGCAGUUGCUACCUUAUUUCUAUUCAGUGACUAUCUAUUAAUUACAAAGAAACGAAGUUUAGCAUCUGAUUCUGGGUGCUUAAUCCUCUGCUCAUCUUUUCUUAAUCCAAGUAAUCAACAUUUAUUGGUCGAGGAUAGUUGCUCUUUGGAUUAUAUUCAUGUGGAGGCAAAAAAUACACCACCCAAUAGCUUUGUACAUCAUUUCUGUCGACCUGGAAAUCCUGAAUUAAAUUCACAAUUAGGACAUGCUACUUUUGUAAGAACAUUAAGUCUUUCUAAACCAACUACUAAUGAAAUAGUCAACUUUAAUAAUCAAAGAACACGGAAAUUUUCCACAGAUAUGUCAAAUGGGCCAGAUGUUGCACUCAAUGCAUUUUCAUUCCUGUUAAUCAUAGAAGGUCCUGAUCAUCCGCGUGUACAAUAUGAAUUCCAAACAGAAACGCUGUCAAAAAGAGAACGAUGGUUGGAUGGUCUUUCAGCUGGUCGCCAUGGUGUACCCGAAAAACUAGGCUCUGAAAUUUGUGAAUGUCCUCAAGUGCUUAUCACUAAACCUUAUUCUGCUCUUGAAUGCGAUGAAUUGGAGUUGAAAGAAGGAGAUCAAGUUAAUGUGCUUAUCAGUCUAUCAGAUGGUUGGCUUAAAGGAGCACUACCUGAUGGUAGACGUGGUUGGUUCCCAAGUCAUAUUUGUGUUGAAGUCAAAGAUUCAUCAAUGAAACGUGAAAAUAUGAAGAAUUUCAUGCUUAUGGAAGAAGCUAAAGCAGCUUAUUGGGUGCGAAAAAAUCGUGAAACAUUCGAUGGCUUUCCUAGAGUGAAAGAUGUAAGAAGAAGUCAGCGAGAAAUGAAGACUAAUAAACAAGGAUAACUCAAAAUUAACUAUGAUAAACCUUUAUUGUUAAGGUAUAUACACGGUGAAGUGGUUAUCGAGAAUAUAUAUAUAUACAGCAAACAAAUGAUAUAAAGGCCAUUGUUCUCUUUUCUGCAUAAUCUUUAACUUUCGUUUAAAUGCUAUACUAAAUGAAAUGACAAAUCAAUAUGUCUCUUUGGAAUAUUCUAGUGAAAUUCUAUCCCUCUUUUAGAUCCUUUUAUUUUGCUGUCUUCAGUUGCAGAUUAUAUUUCUACUACAAGCAUAUUUACUAUUAUACAUGCUUGCUAGAUGAUCACUCAGACAUAUAAUUAUUACUUAUAAAUAUAUGAUUAUUUAAACUUGUACAUUUCUAUUGCUUUCGAAUAAAUUAGAUGAUUUGUAAAAUCUUAGUUCUGAUUCUUCUUUCAACUAAGUUAUCAUAAACAAUAAGACUGUCAAAUACAUUGCCUCGUGAUUUACAGUGAACUAAUAUUACCAAGUUGACUGUAACAAAGUAACUCAGAAGAAAACGAAUUAAUUAGUUUAUCUAAGUGUAGAUCUUGAGUAAUGCGGUGAUAUAUAACUCCAUGUUAACUCGUUUAUCUGACGUGAUCCCAGAUAAGAUGAUACCUAAGGCUCCUGUCGUAGCAUUUGCCAACUUACGUCACCUCCAGCGCAUAGACUUGAGUGCCGCGUAGCAGUUUGAACCAUCAUUCUCCAUGGCCGUUGAAAGUGGAAGAAAUGAGGAGGUUAACCACGUUUGAUCAUAGAUGUCUGCGUCAUAUCGUAAGAUAUCA
Messenger RNA from Trichobilharzia regenti, 4008 nucleotides. The record is from the annotation of a GenBank genome assembly. Lineage: Eukaryota; Metazoa; Platyhelminthes; Trematoda; Strigeidida; Schistosomatidae.